Neltuma alba is the source of this 1554-nucleotide messenger RNA. Its product is annotated as nucleoside-triphosphatase-like. The record is from RefSeq and is a predicted model, not a curated record. Gene Ontology annotation, biological process: nucleoside diphosphate catabolic process. The transcript has 8 exons. The coding region runs from base 49 to 1416 and encodes 455 amino acids. Gene Ontology annotation, molecular function: nucleoside diphosphate phosphatase activity. Gene Ontology annotation, cellular component: membrane. NCBI's taxonomy places the organism in Eukaryota, Viridiplantae, Streptophyta, Magnoliopsida, Fabales, Fabaceae.
AGAGGCUAUUAGAGCAGGAGUGUGGAAAGGAAAGGAAGUGGUGGAAGCAUGGAAUGGCGAGUAGGAGCAGCGUGGAUAUGGUGCCUGUUGGUGGUGUGGACAGCGCCGUCGUGCCACUGCCAUGUGCAUCGGAAAUUGGGGGCUCUCCGUCAGGGAUCCAGCGGCGUGAGUAGCAGCUCCUCCAGCAACUCGUCAUACGCCGUCAUACUGGACGGUGGCAGCACGGGGACUCGCAUUCAUGUGUUCCACUUCGACCAGAGCUUGCAGCUGCUUUACAUCGGCGACGGUUUAGAGUACUACUACAAGGUGACGCCGGGGUUGAGUUCGUACGCAGAUAAUCCGGAGGAGGCGGGGGAGUCGUUGCUGCCGUUGCUGAGGAAAGCGGAGAAUGUUAUUCCGGAGGAGUCUCGCUCCGCCACGCCGCUCAGGCUUGGGGCUACUGCGGGUUUGAGAUCUCUGGGCUCCCAUACUGCCGAGCUCAUCUUGCAGGCCGUUAGGGAUGUCGUGAGGAGCAAUAGCUCGUUUGCGGUGGAGUCUGAUGAUGCGAUUGCCGUUCUUAGUGGAAACCAAGAGGGAUAUUAUCUAUGGGUGACGGUGAACUAUCUACUGAAUAAGCUGGGAGAAGGGUAUGCAGAGACAAUAGGAGUGGCAGAUCUGGGAGGCGGAUCUGUUCAAAUGGCUUAUGCCAUCUCAGAGGAUGUUGCUGCUAAUGCUCCUCAGAAUGCACCUAACGGUGACGCUUACGUUACUAAGAUUUCCCUCGCUGGUUCCACCUACCACAUUUACGUUCACAGUUACUUGAACUUUGGCAAAGAAGCAUCCCGUGCGCAGAUCUUAAAGCUCACCGGUGAUUCUGACAACCCUUGCAUUUUAACUGGCUUCAGUGGGACCUACGAGUACGAAAACGUGAAGUACAAAGCGUCGGCGCCGGCGAACGGGUCAAGCUACAGUGAAUGCAGGAACACAGUGCUGAAGCUUUUUGAUUUCACCACAUGUGCGCAUAAGAACUGCACAUUUGGGGGGGUUUGGAACGGUGGAGGAGGACCGGGCCAGAAAAAUCUCUACCUUGCCACUUCUUUCUAUUACCUAGCCAUCGACGCGGGUUUUGCUGACCCAAACAAAACGAGCGGCCAGGUUCGUCUGAUAGAUUAUAAGAUAACGGCGGAGCUUGCCUGUAAGACAACAUACGAGGAGGCCAAAACCACCUUCCCGCAUAAUGCCGAAGACGUGCUUGCAUAUACCUGCAUGGAUCUCGUAUACCAGUACACCCUGCUGGUCGAUGGAUUUGGGUUGGAUCCAUGGGAGGUGGUGACGGUUGCGAAGGAGAUAGAGUACAAGGGCUCCUCCUUGGAUGCAUCGUGGGCCCUAGGCAGCGCCAUCGAGUCUAUUUCUUCUGUAUCUGAAUUCCAACACUAAUGUACGUCCUGUAAUGUAAUAUGCGUGCUAGCUGUGUUGGUAAACCAUCUGUACUGGAGUGAAGAGCUACCUGCAUGAGUCGUGUCAGACAUGCAUGAUGUGUUCAAUAAAGCUCCCCCUUUUCUAUUAUCUCUCUCA